AUGGAAAUUGACUUUGCAGAGUAUCAAUUGAGUUCCCAACUCCGAGGCCACGAAGACGAUGCUCGUGGAAUAUGCAUAUGUGACGACGCCGGUAUAGCUACUUCAUCAAGAGACAGGACCAUUAGAUUCUGGACUUUAGAUGAAUCCAACAAGCGUGAUUACAACUUGUCAAAAAUAUUGCUGGGGCACACUAGUUUUGUUGGGCCGUUGGCUUGGGUCCCACCCAAUGAGGAGUUUCCUGAAGGUGGGAUUGUUUCUGGAGGGAUGGACACUCUUGUUCUUGUAUGGAAUUUGGUUACUGGAGAAAAGGUUCAGACGCUGAAAGGUCAUAAAUUGCAAGUAACAGGCAUUGCAUUGGAUGGGUCAGAUAUCGUAUCGACAUCUGUUGAUUGUACGCUAAGACGCUGGAGGAAAGGCCAACAGGUCGAGGAAUGGGAAGCUCAUAAAGCAGCAAUUCAAGCAAUUAUUAGGUUGCCUUCUGGAGAGCUUGUUACAGGUUCAAGUGACAUGACUUUAAAGCUUUGGAAAGGAAAGUCAUGCAUCCAGACUUUCCUUGGACAUACAGAUACUGUUCGAGGAUUGGCUGUGAUGCCUGGUUUAGGAAUCCUUUCUGCAUCACAUGAUGGUUCUAUUAGGCUAUGGACACUUAGUGGAGAACAUCUAAUGGAGAUGGUUGGUCACACUUCAAUUGUCUAUGCGGUAGAUGCUCAUGCCUCUGGGCUUAUAAUUAGUGGUAGCGAGGAUUGUUUUGCGAAGAUAUGGAAAGAUGGAGUUUGUGUUCAAAGCAUAGAGCACCCUGGUUGUGUAUGGGAUGCCAAAUUUUUGGAAAAUGGUGACAUUGUGACAGCUUGCUCUGAUGGCAUUGUACGUAUUUGGACCACAUGUCAUGAUAAGGUUGCUGAUGCAGUUGAACUUGAUUCAUUUGCCAGUCAACUUUCUCAGUACAAGUGCAGUCGGAAGAGAGUUGGAGGGCUGAAGUUGGAAGAUUUGCCUGGUCUAGAGGCACUACAAACUGCUGGAACUAGUGAUGGGCAGACAAAGGUAGUUCGAGAAGGAGACAAUGGUGUGGCCUACUCGUGGAAUAUGAGUGAACAGAAGUGGGAUAAGAUUGGAGAAGUUGUUGAUGGUCCUGAUGAUAAUAUGAAGCAUCCUGUGCUCGAUGGAGUUCAAUACGAUUAUGUAUUCGAUGUUGAUAUCGGAGAUGGUCAGCCCAUACGCAAAUUGCCAUACAAUCGUUCUGAUAACCUAUAUGACGUGGCUGACAAGUGGCUACUCAAGGAAGACCUGCCACUUUCUUUUCGUGAACAAAUUGUGGAGUUUAUUCUGCAAAAUACAGGACAGAAAAAUUUCACCCCAGAUCCAUCAUUUCGAGACCCUUACACAGGCUCGAGUGCUUAUAUACCUGGAGCGCCUUCCAAAUCGUCAGCGGUAUCCAAGCCUACUUACAAGCACAUUCCUAAAAAAGGAAUGCUGGUAUUCGACGUGGCUCAGUUUGAUGGGAUCCUCAAAAAAGUUUCGGAGUUCAACAAUGCACUACUUUCUGACCCGGAGAAACAAAAUUUAUCACUGACCGAGGGUGAUCUGUCGAAACUGGGCACCAUCAUUAAAAUUUUAAAGGAUACAUCACACUAUCAUAGCAGUAGAUUUUCAGACCUAGAUGUUGCGUUAAUGGUAAAGUUGUUGAAAACAUGGCCACUUACGAUGAUAUUUCCAGUUGUCGAUGUAAUGAGGAUGAUUGUAUUGCACCCAGAUGGGGCAAUUAAGCUGCACCAGCACGUCAAGGAUGAAAAUGAUGCUAUUAUGGAGUUGAUCAAGAAGGUCACCGCAAGUCCUCCACUUCCCCCAAAUCUUCUGACCAGCCUCCGUGCUGUGACUAAUCUUUUCAAAAGCUCGUUCUUUCAUGAAUGGUUACAACUCCAUCGCAUGGAGAUUCUCGACGCCUUCUCGAGUUUUUACUCAUCUUCAAAUAAAAAUGUGCAGUUGUCCUAUGCAACAUUAAUACUUAAUUAUGCUGUUCUUUUGAUUGAGAAAAAGGAUGAAGAAGGUCAAUCCCAAGUUCUAUCGGCAGCCUUAGAGAUUGCUGAAGAGGAAAGUGUUGAAACUGACUCAAGAUUCCGGGCUCUGGUGGCCAUUGGAUCACUGAUGCUUGAAGGUCUUGUGAGAAGAGUAGCAUUGGACUUUGAUGUUGAGAACAUCGCUAAAGCAGCAAAAUCAUCUAAAGAUGCCAAGAUUGCUGAAGUUGGAGCUGAUAUUGAACUUGUGGCAAAGCAGAGUUGA
Messenger RNA from Fraxinus pennsylvanica, 2277 nucleotides. The record is from the annotation of a GenBank genome assembly. Lineage: Eukaryota; Viridiplantae; Streptophyta; Magnoliopsida; Lamiales; Oleaceae.